GUUUCGCUUACAGCCCAGCAGCAACGGAGAGCCAGCUAAGUGCCGAUUAAAACGUGUCGGCAGCUAUAACAGUUGGCUAAUAACCCAUAAUUCAACCAUCACAACACGGUGAACAUAUUAGCCCAGCGGAGGAGCUUUCUAAUUUAUCCUCCAGAAACGGAAUACAGGAGUUCGUCGCUGGUUUCGCUUCUCCAGUUCGAGCCUCUUUGUUUUUACACCGCGUCGGUCAAACAGGUGAGCAGCAGCGCCCCCCUGUGAGACAACCGGAAACAGCUUCGAGGAUAGGGAGCCAAGGAAGUAUCCGAGCCGACAGCCUCCCUUGCGACGUGGGUCUCCACAGCUCAGCCGUCCGAUGCGGGGCGAGGAUGAGUCCCGCGCUAGAAGCACUGAUGCAGGGGGACGGGACUCCUUAUUCAGGAAAAGGGGUGAUGCUUGAGCCCUUCGUGCACCAGGUGGGGGGCCACUCCUGCGUAUUGCGAUUUGGAGAACAGACAAUAUGCAAGCCCCUCAUCCCACGAGAGCACCAGUUCUACAAGAACCUGCCCCCGGACAUGAGGAAGUUCACCCCCCAGUAUAAAGGAGUCGUGUCUGUCAGUUUUGAAGAAGACGAGGAAGGGAACCUGUGCCUCAUCGCCUACCCUCUUCACAGCGAUUUGGUGGACCUGGAAAACAAAGACCCCUCAGCAGACUGCGAGCCCAAAAGCAAGAUGCUGAAGUGGAGCAACAAGAAGCAGUCCUCSUUGCUGCUGGAGAAUGACAACUACAGCAAAGACAGAGCACGGAACAGCCGGAARGAAGACAAGCUUGUGAGCUAUAACCGUGAUGAGGUGCAGCAGCAGCAGGCAGAGGUUCUCUACUUCAGCUUGGAGAAGGGCAACGUGGUGCCACAGAUCAAACACAAUCCCUGGAGUCUGAAAUGUCAUCAGCAGCACUURCAGAGGAUGAAGGAGAACGCAAAGCAUCGUAACCAAUACAAGUUUAUCCUGUUGGAAAACCUGACGUGGUGCUACAGAGUGCCGUGUGUGUUAGACUUAAAGAUGGGAACUCGCCAACAUGGCGAUGAUGCGACAGAAGAGAAGAAAGCCAACCAGAUUCGCAAGUGUCAGCAAAGCACAUCGGCGUCUAUCGGAGUGCGACUUUGUGGCAUGCAGGUGUACCAGCCAGACUCCGGCCAGCUGAUGUUUAUGAAUAAGUACCACGGGCGUAAGCUAACCCUCGCAGGCUUCAAGGAGGCUCUUUACCAGUUCUUUCACGAUGGGCGUGGCCUGCGUCACGAGCUGCUGUCUCCGGUGCUACGCAGGCUCCGAGAGAUGCAGGCCGCCCUGGAGGCCUGCGAGUCCUACCGCUUCUACUCCAGCUCUCUGCUCAUCAUCUACGACGGAGACCCUCCCAGGGCGCCCGCCAGGCCCAGACAUAAAGGCGGAGAAGAAGGGGAUGAGGAUGAGCCGUCCGACGAAGAGGAGGAGGACGAGGGGGCCUUCAGUUUCCCUCACUCCUCAGCGGGUGCCGGCGUGGCCGGAGGGAGCGGCAAAAGCAGCGGCGGUCGCAGCUCGCAUGGCGCCGGCGAGGCCAGCGGCGCCGCGGUGGACGUGCGCAUGAUUGACUUUGCUCACACCACCUGCCGACACUUCGGAGAAGACAGCGUGGUGCACGAAGGCCAGGACAGCGGCUUCAUCUUCGGCCUCCAGAACCUGAUCACUAUAAUCUCGGAGCUGGAGGACCACGGCACUGACUGAGACUUUGCUGGAGACAGUACGGUCUACGUUUUACGCAUGGGCAUUGCUCAGUGAGUUAACACCCUGCCAUAAUCCCCCUGGUGCUUUAUGCCGACAUGGGGGGUCUGCUUGGUGGAAAACCCAGACACCUCCUGGUUGGGUGAGGGGUGGGGGGGAGUCUGCGUGGUUGAUCCUGCUUUCUCGCUUACCUGCCAAAGGAAAGGGCUGCUUGUGCCCUCCCUUGCACUUUUCUCUUUUUGAGACUGAGACUUUUUUGUUUGUUUUACAUGGAAGGAGCAGUGUUGCAUGAGACAAACGUCUUUAACCAAACACRUUGUAGGACUCUCCUCCUCUGGUACAGACGAGCAUCUUUAUUAAGUUCUCUCUGAGAGAGAAAGCAAGGCAGAAAAAAAAGUUAAACUGUACUUGUUAGGAGGCCAUUGUGGUGCUUUACCUGUGAUAAGACUUUUUUUAAUGAACUUCAGAUUUUCUGUCCCCAACAGCACAGAGCAAUUAGUGGGGAAGUUUGACUAGUUACCUGAACAGGCUGACCUUGGCUGGCUGGGUCAGCAGCCUUGUAGCAAUAGACAAAUUAGGCGUCUGAUAAGAACAUUUUGUGUUUUAUAGUGACCCUUGUUUCUGUGUCCACCAGGCACUUGGAUUUAUACUUUUUGGUGGAAUAUUAUUUAGGUCUAGAAGAAGGGAUUCGACUUUUUCAUCGUUUUUUUCCCCCCUCUUGCUCUUUUUGCCUAUAAACRUGAUAUUUUGGAAAGAGGGUUCCUUUUGGGGAUUUUUUCUUAUAGUUUUUUUUUCACCUGAUCUUCAUCAUUCCUGAAAAUCUGACUUUAAGAGGAUAUACGACAAGAACACUAAUUACAAAGACUUUAAAGACUAUUUAUUGAAGAAGAGUUGUUUAAAAAAUGGAAAGGAGCACAUUCCAUAUUACCACUUUCAUGUUUUGUCCUUCUGAUGCAGUUUUUGGUUUACCUUUUUGUUGUUUUCCAUACGUGUCUUGGAAAAUAAAGGCAUUCAUUGUGGUAAAAUGAUA
Messenger RNA from Austrofundulus limnaeus, 2763 nucleotides. RefSeq names its product inositol hexakisphosphate kinase 2b (gene ip6k2b). Lineage: Eukaryota; Metazoa; Chordata; Actinopteri; Cyprinodontiformes; Rivulidae. Gene Ontology annotation, molecular function: inositol hexakisphosphate kinase activity. Gene Ontology annotation, cellular component: cytoplasm; nucleus. Gene Ontology annotation, biological process: inositol phosphate biosynthetic process; phosphatidylinositol phosphate biosynthetic process. The transcript has 5 exons. The record is from RefSeq and is a predicted model, not a curated record. Bases 366 to 1736 code for a protein of 456 amino acids.